Molecule: messenger RNA, 1120 nt
Organism: Lynx canadensis (Canada lynx)
Lineage: Eukaryota; Metazoa; Chordata; Mammalia; Carnivora; Felidae
Product: testisin-like
Exons: 6
Coding region: 1-1053 (350 amino acids)
Biological process (GO): proteolysis
Molecular function (GO): serine-type endopeptidase activity
Source: RefSeq, a predicted model, not a curated record
AUGGGCGCGCGCGUCCGGGCGCUGCUGCUGGCGCAGCUGUUGGUGCGAGCGGGGCUCCGGGGACAGGACGUUCAGGAUCUGGACCGGCUGUUUCCAGGUAAGGCGCCCGGGACGCGCGCCUCCCCGCGCAGGGCACCUGAGCCGGAGCGCAAGGGGCGCCUCAUCUUUUCCUCUCCCCGCCCAGGUUUCGAGAACUCGUCGUUGCUCACGUGGCCCUGCGGCCGCCGAACCGUUUCGACGACGCGCGUGGUGGGCGGCAAGGACUCGGAGCUGGGGCGCCGGCCGUGGCAGGGCAGUCUGCGCUCGUGGGGCGCCCACCACUGCGGCGCCAGCCUGCUCAACCGCCGCUGGGUGCUGUCGGCCGCGCACUGCUUUGAAAAGCACACUGAUCCCUUUGAGUGGUCCGUGCAGUUUGGCGAGCUGUCUGCCUCACCGUCCAUCUGGAAUCUGGAGGCCUACUACAACCGAUACCAGGUGGAGGAGAUCAUUUUGAACCCCAUGUAUCUGGGGGCUUCAUCCUCUGACAUCGCCCUGCUGAAGCUGUCCUCCUCCGUCACCUACAACAAGUACAUCCACCCCGUCUGUGUUGCGGCCUCUUCCUCGGAGUUCCAGAACCAGACUGACUGCUGGGUGACGGGCUGGGGGAACAUCGGAGAAGAUCAAGUGCUGCCAGCCCCCUACCUCCUCCAGGAAGUACAGGUCGGCGUCAUCAACACCACCAUGUGUAACUACCUGUACGCACAGCCCCUGGUCCGCUACGACAUCUGGGGGGACAUGGUGUGCGCUGGCGAUUCCCAAGGAGGCAAGGAUUCCUGCUUCGGUGACUCCGGUGGCCCCUUGGCCUGCGAAAAGAGAGGUGUGUGGAUUCAGGUUGGAAUCGUGAGCUGGGGAUCGGGCUGCGGCAGACCCAACCGGCCCGGGGUCUACACCAACGUCAGUAGGCACUUCAACUGGAUCCGGACGCUGGUGGCCCGCGGCGCCCCCAGGCCAGUCCCCUCUCGGCAGCUCCUGCCCCUCGCUGUGCUCUGGGCCGGGCUCCCGCAGCCGGCCUGAGCCCAACGGAGUCCUGAGAGCUGGGGCCGUCUGCUGAGCCAGGCCCCGCCCCCCACCUUGUCCCUUU